This is a messenger RNA of Populus trichocarpa (black cottonwood), 1737 nucleotides long. Its product is annotated as upstream activation factor subunit UAF30. The coding region runs from base 574 to 1506 and encodes 310 amino acids. The record is from RefSeq and is a predicted model, not a curated record. NCBI's taxonomy places the organism in Eukaryota, Viridiplantae, Streptophyta, Magnoliopsida, Malpighiales, Salicaceae. Gene Ontology annotation, cellular component: nucleus. The transcript has 6 exons.
UCUUCAAAAACUAAACCCCAAGCUUUUUACAUCCCUGCUAAAAAAAUCAGUAGCUGCUGCCGCCAUGGUUCCCAAUUUUCUUCUCUCUCAGAUUUCUGUUCUUUACUGAUUGAUUAAGCAAACCAGUAACUAUACGCUUGGAGAACCGCGUUUUGCAGAUUAAGGUGCCGUUUGGUAAUGCGGCUGCACCCGAGGUUAAAGGAAGCCGCAGAUAUGUAGUGUUUGGUUAUGCGAAAACCGUGUUUUAUUUUGGUGGGACCCAUCCAUAUUCGUGGCUGCACCUGUGGUUGAAGAAAAGUCGGGUCUGAGUGCUUUGCAACAGCAGCAACCUCAAUUUUCAGAUCCACCGACACUGCUGAGAGAAAAAAAGUCGUUGGAGAAUAAAAAAUCACAGCAUAUACAUUACAAUCGUUUCUUCCUUGUAGCUCCCUCCUCUCUCUCACAAAAAAAUUUGAAGUUUGACUUGUUCCUGCGACUGGUCUCUCGCCACUGUCAAAAAUAGUUGCAGAUUCUUUUUUCGACCCGAGAUGCCUUUCCAAGCUCUUGAUCUGUAGAUCUGCUUAAUAAAAAGGAAUGGAAGGGCCUGAAAAUUUGGAUAAAGCUGCUUGGACUAAAGAAAUGUUGCAUGUCUUUUGCGACCUUUGCAUCAAGGCCAUCGACAUGGGAAUGAAACCGAAUACGCAUUUCGACAAAGCUGGUUGGAAAUAUUUGUUGACAGCUUUCAAAGAACAAACAGGUCAUGCAUUCACCAAGACACAACUGAAAAACAAAUGGGAUGGUUGCAAAAAGGAUUGGAGGAUAUGGACGAAGCUCAUUUCCGAAACUGGUGUGGGAUGGAGUAAUGAAUUAGGAACAAUUUCUGCAAGUGAUGAGUGGUGGAAAGCAAAAAUUCAGGAAAUAAGUGGAGCAAAAAAGUUUAGGCAAUCUGGUAUCAAACCGUCUUUACGUAUGAAGUUCGACAGGAUGUUCUCGAAUAUUGUUGCAACCGGAAAGCAUGCAUGGGCACCAUCGUCCGGAGUCCUCCAUGAUGAUAUUGUUGGUGUUGCUGAGGAUCCAAAUGCCAAUGAGGAACAACCUGACUUGGAAGAAGGAAGCAGUGAUUCAGAAGAGGAUGGAAUACCAAAUUUCGUUGAUGAUGUUUGCAACAUGGUUAGAGGGGUUAAUAUGUGCAGCGGUAGCAACACACGCAGCAGCGGGAAGAGAAAAGAAAGAGAAAGUGUUGAAAUUGGGAUGCAACUACUAUCACGGUUGGAUCAAAUGAUUGACAGCAUGUUUAACAACAGUGAUUCAACAUCUAUCAAUAGAGAUAAGAAAGGAUGUAGUAUUCAUGAGGUUAUGACCGAGCUUCACUCAAUUGAAGGAGUUCAUAUCGGUGAUGACUUUCAUGGGUUUGCUUCUGAGUUUUUAGGUUUAAGAAGGAAUAGAGAAAUGUGGUCAGCUAUGGGUACUCUUGAAAACAAGAUGAAAUGGUUGCAGAGAAUGUAUAAACGACGUAAAACACUUUAGACUGAGAGGUAUCUGAAGAUGAUAUGGAGUAAUCAUUUGCAAUUAUGAUGGUUCGGUACCCUAUUUGUAAUUUUAACAAUUCACAUUAUAAGUUAGGUUAUGGAGCAUUAAUAUUUAUUAUAUUCAUGCUAUGGAUUAUAUGUUAACGUAGUUAAAAAUUGUCGUGCUAUUCGAUAAUUGCUAAGUAUUAUGAAUUGCGAUCCGGAAAAAUACUAUGUAAUAUUAAUGUCA